This is a messenger RNA of Macrosiphum euphorbiae (potato aphid), 444 nucleotides long. NCBI's taxonomy places the organism in Eukaryota, Metazoa, Arthropoda, Insecta, Hemiptera, Aphididae. The record is from the annotation of a GenBank genome assembly.
AUGGAUGAAGAAGCCAUCAUUGGUAUUGCCAUUUACCUUGCGACUGAUAAAAUGAAUAAGACGAAGAAGAGGAAAAAAAGAUUUUGGAUGAAGGAAUGGUUCAAAAAAAGGAACACAUUCACCCAUCAUAAUCUUCUCAACGAACUAAUGUUAUCUUCUCCAUCUGAUUAUAAGAACUAUCUUCGCAUGGACCACUUAACAUUUUCAAAUUUAUUAAAGAUGGUUACACCAAUGAUAGAGAAACAGGAUACCGGUAUGAGAGAACCAAUUUCAUCGGCCCAACGUUUAUCGUGUACGCUACGAUAUCUGCGGACCGGCGCUAAUUUCGAAGAGCUUAAAUUCAUGACCGCAAUCGCUCCACAAACGAUUGGAAAAAUUAUAAUUGAAACAUGUGAAGCUAUAACAACUGCACUAAAAGAUAAUAUAAAGGUAAGUAAAUCAUAA